Molecule: messenger RNA, 657 nt
Organism: Knipowitschia caucasica
Lineage: Eukaryota; Metazoa; Chordata; Actinopteri; Gobiiformes; Gobiidae
Source: the annotation of a GenBank genome assembly
AUGACACUAUGGCCGCUCAGAGGAGUAAUCGAAGCAACAGGCUCCUUUCACUACGCUGCCGAACGGAAUGUUUCAGACUGUACAACAAACCCGGAGGAGUCUUCUGCUGCAGGAAACCCACAUUUCUCCUACAGGGAUCAACAAAGGGCCUCUGCAUUUGACCCCAACCCUGCCAAUGCCACAGGGGCCUCUGCAUUUGACCCCAACCCUGCCAAUGCCACAGGGGCCUCUGCAUUUGACCCUAACCCUGCCAAUGCCACAGGGGCCUCUGCAUUUGACCCUAACCCUGCCAAUGCCACAGGGGCCUCUGCAUUUGACCCUAACCCUGCCAAUGCCACAGGGGCCUCUGCAUUUGACCCUAACCCUGCCAAUGCCACAGGGGCCUCUGCAUUUGACCCUAACCCUGCCAAUGCCACAGGGGCCUCUGCAUUUGACCCUAACCCUGCCAAUGCCACAGGGGCCUCUGCAUUUGACCCUAACCCUGCCAAUGCCACAGGGGCCUCUGCAUUUGACCCUAACCCUGCCAAUGCCACAGGGGCCUCUGCAUUUGACCCCAACCCUGCCAAUGCCACAGGGGCCUCUGCAUUUGACCCUAACCCUGCCAAUGCCACAGGGGCCUCUGUACAAAGAAUGAGAAAACACCAAACUGGAAUGUGA